ACUUUUUUUUACAAAAACUACAUAUCACCUUUUUUUUUUAUACCUUUUUUUUUCCAGCCAAUAUAUCACCUUAUUCAAGGUAAAGAAAACAAGUAUUCAAAAUGGUGGACAAAUGGGAGCACCUUAAUUCAAGAGUGGAUUAUUAAAUCUAUAAAAUUAAUGGCUAUAAAGACUUCCCAAGUCACCACCCCAUUAAUGAUAUUCACAAAAGGCCAAUAACAAAUCAACUUCAACCUCUAAAAUAAAAGAAUGGGAGUUCCAUCAAAAAAAAAAAAAAAAUUUAAGAAAUGAUUUUCCAAAUACACAACCCAUAUUUUGUCAUUGUCAAUAUGACUCUACCUCCUCUUUCGGUGUGCAAAAAACAGAGGAAGAUCACCCUAUAACUAUUAAGAUACUUCACCCCACUCCUCCAAUUUUCUCUCUCCUCUAUACACUUUUUUUUUCUCUCUCUCUAACCUUCUUCAACCCCCCUUCAACUUAUCUAUCAGUCAACUUCUUAAAUUCACAACUCGAGCCCACAUCUAAGGAGAGUUUGAUCACAUAUAAGCUUGACGAGGCUUCAUCGUAAACUUAUUUUUAUUUAGUUGAUGGCUUCAGCUCUGUGUGAUUAUUCGUGGACAUCAUCGCCUUCCAAUGGUCAUAUGCACAGCUCUUUCGAUAUCAGGAAAUCAGAAAAAAGUCCGGCCAAAACUUUACCAGUGCUGGAAACUCCAAUCUCUUCCUCAUUACAAAGCAAUAUUCCUGCUCCACCUCCCCUGCCAAAAUUGAUCAUUGCAAAAAGGAGUCGUCGAGAGAGUUCACAGGAGUUAUGUGGCAUUCCAAAAGAAACAAGAGAUAUGUGGGAUAAUCUCUUCGAGGAAGGUUAUGCAGCUGAUGUUUAUCUCAUUACUGAAGACAAUGGAACUGUUCCUGCACAUUUCUGUGUUCUGAGCAUUGCAUCACCUGUUCUGGGGAAGUAUCUUCAGGAUUCCAAACUUAAGGAUGGUGUUCGAUAUGUCAAGAUUCCUGGAGUACCUAAUGGAGCUGUCUGUGCUUUUAUCCGUUUCUUGUACUCCUCUUGCUAUGAAGAAGAGGAUAUGAAGAAGUUUGUACUCCACUUAUUGGUUCUGUCACAUUUUUUUGUUGUUCCCUUAUUGAAACGAGUCUGUAUGCGGUAUCUGGAGAACAACUGGCUGAACACAGAAAAUGUAAUAGAUGUGCUCCAAUUAGCAAGGCAGUGUGAUGCACCCAGGCUAACCUUUGUAUGUAUCCGCAUGGUCGUCAGACACUUCAAAACUGUUGCAUCCACUGAAGGAUGGAAGGUCAUGAGGCGUGUUAAUCCUGCACUCGAACAGGAGCUUUUAGAAGCUGUUGUUGAAGCAGACUCUAGAAAGCAAGAGAGGCAGAAUAAGAUGGAAGAGAAAAAGGUAUACUUACGACUGCACAAGGCAAUCGAAGCCCUGCUUCAUAUAUGCAAAGAUGGUUGUAGCACAAUAGGACCUCGAGACAAGAUGCUAAAAGGCGGUGAAGUUUCUUGUGGUUUCCCAGCAUGCAAGGGGGUUGAAAUGUUAGUCCGCCAUUUUUUCAUUUGCAAGACUAGAGUUCCAGGCGGGUGUGUUCAGUGCAAGCGUAUGUGGCAGCUUCUAGAACUUCAUUCGCGCAUGUGUGAUGUCCCUGAAUCUUGCAAUGUUCCUCUCUGUAGGCACUUCAAGGAAAAAGUGAGGCAACAAAGUAAGAAAGAUGAGGCAAAGUGGAAGCUAUUGGUAAGAAAAGUGAUAGAAGCAAAGAACUCGAAUCAUUUCGCUGCUAGGUUCUCGGGUUCUUCUUGACCAUGUUAACCUCAAUGUGAAUUGGGAAGACAGUAUAUGUAUACGCCUCCAUGUAUUAGUAGUGAGGGAAAUUAUAGUUAUUCAGUAACUCAUGAAUAACAACAAAUCAAUGGAAUUAGGUAUUCCUCCAAACUAAGGGGAUAUUCUAAUGUAAAUCUUUCAAAGAUGUAGAUACAAAUAAUACCUAGAUUUCGAUUUUUCCUCUGUAUGACAAACUUUGUUAAAUCAUACCGUAGAGGAAACAGCAAAAUGCUGCUUAAUUAGCUGUUAUUUUUCUCAACACAGCUAUAUGAUUAUAGGAAUGUGCUUUUGGACUUUUUCA
This is a messenger RNA of Chenopodium quinoa (quinoa), 2130 nucleotides long. RefSeq names its product BTB/POZ and TAZ domain-containing protein 3-like. Gene Ontology annotation, molecular function: protein binding. The coding region runs from base 588 to 1808 and encodes 406 amino acids. The record is from RefSeq and is a predicted model, not a curated record. NCBI's taxonomy places the organism in Eukaryota, Viridiplantae, Streptophyta, Magnoliopsida, Caryophyllales, Amaranthaceae. The transcript is spliced from 6 exons.